AGACGAAUAGGCGACGAUCUCCGCCCCUUUCUCCUCCCCUGAUUCUUAUAAUUACUAUGUAGAAAAAAAUGGGGCUAACUAGUGGGGAACCGGGUGGAUACAACACGAUUCACAAUGUAACAUAAGUGGAGCGAUAUAAAGAAUGGGCAGAGAAAGUCUAACCUAAUCGGACUUUAGAAAUGUGUUGUUGACCAGACAAAGGAAGAGUUCUACAAAACAAGGUGCUCAUGAAGAAUGGAACUAACCAUGUUUAACAUUGAACUUUGAUCAUUGAACACACCCUAAUGGAUUACGUAAGCUCCGCUGAACCAGAUGUUGAUGCCUUCAUCUGCACAGAAUGUGGGGAUGGCUUCAGGCGCUACCUUGACUUGGUUAAACACAUUACUGUUCAUGAACGACUCAGGACUCAUGAACGAACAGAUUCAUUUUCCCUUGACAGUUUGCCCAAUGGGUUUCAAGUUCCCCGUGAGUAUGCUCUCCAUGAAAAUGGAACUUUCAUAGUGGUUGACAGAUCUGGACCAUCAAACAACCCUUCUUCUGUCAAACAGCCAUCUUCAACUCCUUCACCUUAUCAGAAUUCAAAGACCAUUGUACUUACAACUAAGCCAGCAAAAACUGAUCUACGUGUUAACACAGUAUCUCACCUCCAGUGCCGCAGUGUCUCUCCUCUAAAACUGUACCGAUGCGAAACAUGUGGAAAAUCGUUUAACAACCAGCUGAGUUUACAACGCCAUCAACAGUAUCGGAAUUUAGAGCAAGGUUAUAAGUGCACCUUGUGUUGUAAGAUCUUCACAGAUAAAGAGAGGCUAAGGGAACAUCUCCAAGAACAUGCCCAUGAAAUAUUUUACUGCUGUGGUCAGUGUGGAAAACGCUUUCUGAAACAAGAGACCCUGUAUGCUCAUCAAAAAGAGCAGCAUGGAUCGCUGGGGCUCAAACAAAUGGGGAAGUCAGACAAUGGUCAAGAGAACAUAAUACAGAAAACAUAUCCCUGUAAGAAGUGUAAUCUAUGUUUUUUCUGGCUCUCUGACUUGCAGAGCCACUUACUCAGUCAUUCCAAAGACAAACCAUUAUCUGUGAACUCUUCAUCCAAAAUCGAGCAACAGUCUCAGAAAGAUGAGCUAUCACAUACCAUAGAGUACAGCGACAGCACCCCUACUGAUGUGACCAAACAGUACAGCAGCGGCACCCCUACUACCGAUGUGACCAAACAGUACAGCAGUGACGCAACUGUUGAUGUGAAGACCCACAAUGGCAAAUCUGAUUCCAAAACACCAUCCUCUUUCAGACCAUACCGCUGUGGUUUAUGUGGAGAUCGCUUCCAGCAGUUAACAGACUUGAAGGAGCAUCAUCUUACCCAUCAAACACAGGAAGAAAUUGACAAGUUAAAUAAGGAUUCAGAGUCACAAAGAGUUGUAAAAAAGUGGCAAAGGUAUACUCGCAUUGAGUGCAUCGUAACAAAAGCACCUGCAAGGAAGCUAGGAAGGCCGCCUCUUUAUAAAAAAGGCUCUGGGACAAAAUUACAUCCAUGCAAACACUGCCACCGUGUAUUCAGUCACUCUAGUAGUCUGUCUCGGCACAAUAGAUCCCACAAGGGAACUCUUCACACUUGUGUUCUCUGUGGGAAACAUUUUCCACAACGCUGUGAUGUCCGGAGGCAUAUAGCCAUGUAUCACAAACCUGAAUUAGAGAAGAAGCCAAGUCUUAAGUACUUGGCAUUGCAUUCUAAGCCAGAUGGCGGUUCCCAAUUGAAUUCUGAUGUGUUGGAACAGAAUGCGUCAUCUGAAAUAAAACCCAAGAAGUCUUUAGACGGUGUUGCAGAUUUGGACAGUGACAAUGGUGAAGAUCAGCAAACCACAUCUACUGGAGAAGUGUCCGCUGCUCCUAAGGUACGGAGGAACUACAAGUGUGACGAAUGUGGGAAAAAGUUUGGGCUGCUGUGUGUGUACCAACGGCAUUUGCGGUACCACAAAAGGGAACCGGGUAGUGAAAUGGUUAUGUGCCCUCACUGUCCAAGUCGCUUCCGGAGUUCUUCUGCUCUAGGACGCCAUCUUGAGAUUCACUCAAGUCAGUCAAGGGGGGAAACGGACAUGGAAGGACAGGCAUCUCCCACUGCUGACUCCAAUCCAGACCUGGACUCUGACCAAGACAAUGUAAAGGAUUUAGUGGGUCAUGGGGACAUUGACGAUGUCAAGGGUGGGAAUGGUGAAAAAAUUGGUCCAGCAGAGGUGCUGUAUGAAUGCACUGAGUGUACAGAGACUUUUUCCUCCUUGCAGAAGUUUCUGAAGCACCAGAGUUCUCAUGGGUCCGAUAACCUUGGAUAAUGGAAACUAUGCAUGGUAUUUAUCCGGAGGUCCGAACCCUAACUUGAGAUCGAUGCACAUACCAUAUAUUGUUGCGCUGUUAUGCAGACCUCAAUUCAUGAUUUACGGAAGUCCGAGUUACGUGCACGUCUGAAGUUAGGAUUCUUUCCUUGAUGAUGGAGCAGUUUAACAAGUGUUAAAAAAAAAUUUUUUUUAAAUUAACAAUGAAUUGAGGAACUACAACCAGUAUGAUUCUUGGGUUGGGUGGGUCAUCCAUUCUGAACCAGAGUAGGAUGACAUUGAUGUAGCGCUGCAUAGAUCGAGAUGGUGUCUUAAGAACUGGGAAUUACUGAGAUUUUUUUAAUGUAUUUUCUACAAUCAUGUGAAUUUGAGGUUUGUUUUGUAUCAAUGUUUUAGAUUGUUUUGGUUACUUCAGUUAAACCUUUGACAUUACCCCUGGAAAUGCCAUGGUGUGGGAAUAAUGCCUUAAUAUGCUCUGAGAGCAUUAUUGAAGCUAGUAGUCGAGCACAAUUUGCUAAAGACAAAGUGGCAGUAAUGUUUUUGCAGAUAGAUUUGGACACAUGCAAACCGUUAAGAUGGUCUGCGGUAAUAAUGACUGUCCAUUUUGUAAAGUAAUUAGAAAAGUUUUUUUUUACAUGUGCAGUUCCAUUGGGAUUUCACUUUAAAACAAUUUAAGAGAUUAUUUAUUUGCAAUUGCCAAGCCUUUACAACCAUGGUGUCUUUCUCAAGAUCAGAAAACCUGUCAAGGUGAGGUGUUCCCAAACUACCAGACCAGGAAUGUUGGUAUCAUUUUGAAAGGCUUUCUCAUGUAUCAUCUUUUCACUAUAUUGUGGUCAUGUUUCUCAUUUCACAAAAUGGUUCUGCUACCUAGAUCAGUGGUUCCCAAUGAGGGGUACUAGGACCCCUGGGAGUACUUAGCCUAUCUAGAAGAAAAAGAAACGCACACCUAUUAAGGCGAGGUGCUGGCUAGCGGAGUAGAAAACUUGAAAAUAAGGGAGAGUCGCACACCCUAGGAGCUCAGAUGCUAAAAUGUAAUAUCCAACGUUUCGACAGCCAAGCUGUCUUCAUCAGGGUAUCAUCACAAACACUGCGAGAUGACUUGUUUAUAUAGUGUCAGAAGACACACAGGUGUCUGUAAUCAUGGCCAAAUGUGGCCUAAUAUCAUUGGUUAACUCUGAAAUAUAAAAAUGGCAUACAAAGAACAUACAAAAGAACAAAUGGAUAGCAUACGAUCAUAGAUACAUUUUAGACUACACAAGCUUACAAACAAUUACAAUGGCAAAGUCACAAGAAUGGCUUCAGAUCAAAGUCUACGUUGAGACCGAAGGGAGCAAGGGUCUUUAAAUUAAAGAUCCAGGCAGCCUCUCGUACUUAGCCUAUCCACAGGGGGUACUUGAGGAGACUCAUGAGACCAUAGGCCUACUGGUAAAAUGCACAUGGGGGGCACUUCAGGGGUUGUCUGGGCUGAGCAAAAUUCAGUUGGUGGUACAGUAACCGAAAAAGAUUGGGAACCACUGCUCUCGAUGAUUUAUGCUGCCAGUCUGUUAACACAUGAUCAUGUUUUUCCUUAGGACACUGCAAAGUCCAGUGAUUCCAAUGCAAGCCACACGUAGCAUUGUGAUGUAAAUUAGCCUUUUCAAAUGGUACUGUUGCUUCCUUUAUUGCCUACCAAACGUAAACAAAUGCAUUGGCCCUGAUUUAAAUGUUACUUUUGUGCCAUUAAAGUUGAAAGAAAUUAAUUUUU
Salmo salar (Atlantic salmon) is the source of this 4065-nucleotide messenger RNA. RefSeq lists its product as uncharacterized. Gene Ontology annotation, molecular function: DNA-binding transcription factor activity, RNA polymerase II-specific; RNA polymerase II transcription regulatory region sequence-specific DNA binding. Gene Ontology annotation, biological process: regulation of transcription by RNA polymerase II. The record is from RefSeq and is a predicted model, not a curated record. Gene Ontology annotation, cellular component: nucleus. Lineage: Eukaryota; Metazoa; Chordata; Actinopteri; Salmoniformes; Salmonidae.